AAAUUUGAUUGCACAGUCACAGUCAGGUACUGGAAAAACAGCAGCAUUUGUUUUGGCUAUGUUAAGUAGAGUUGAUCCAGAAUUGCAAUAUCCACAAGUAGUUUGUUUGUCCCCUACGUAUGAAUUAGCUAUUCAAACAGGGGAAGUUGCAGCUAAAAUGUCUUCCUACUGUCCAAACAUUAGGCUAAGGUAUGCUGUACGYGGUGAAGAUGUUGAAAGAGGUUCCAAAAUAGAGGAACAAAUAAUUGUAGGUACACCUGGAAAAGUUUUGGAUUGGGCAACUAAGUACAAAUUUUUUGACCCAAAAAAUAUUAAAGUAUUYGUGUUAGAUGAAGCUGAUAUUAUGGUUGAUACCCAAGGACAUCAAGAUCAAAGUUUCCGCAUCAGAAAGUUACUACCAGAAACAUGUCAAAUGAUGUUUUUUUCGGCCACAUAUACAGAAGAUGUUAUGAGGUUCGCCAAUGCUAUUGCACCCAUGUCUGUCAUCAUAAGAUUAAAACGUGAAGAAGAAACAUUAGAUAAUAUCAGACAAUAUUAUGUUAACUGCAACAAUAAGGAAGAUAAAUACAAUGCAUUAGUUAAUAUUUAUGGAGGAGUGACUAUUGGACAAGCUAUGAUCUUUUGUCAGGUAAGUAAAGCAAAAAUAUUAAUAUAAAUUUAUAAUCAGUGG
Diuraphis noxia (Russian wheat aphid) is the source of this 670-nucleotide messenger RNA. RefSeq names its product putative ATP-dependent RNA helicase Dbp80 (gene Dbp80). The record is from RefSeq and is a predicted model, not a curated record. NCBI's taxonomy places the organism in Eukaryota, Metazoa, Arthropoda, Insecta, Hemiptera, Aphididae. Gene Ontology annotation, molecular function: ATP binding; RNA helicase activity; nucleic acid binding.